Messenger RNA from Micropterus salmoides (largemouth bass), 3566 nucleotides. RefSeq names its product regulatory factor X, 1a (influences HLA class II expression) (gene rfx1a). Gene Ontology annotation, molecular function: RNA polymerase II cis-regulatory region sequence-specific DNA binding; DNA-binding transcription factor activity, RNA polymerase II-specific. NCBI's taxonomy places the organism in Eukaryota, Metazoa, Chordata, Actinopteri, Centrarchiformes, Centrarchidae. Gene Ontology annotation, cellular component: nucleus. The record is from RefSeq and is a predicted model, not a curated record. Bases 173 to 3154 code for a protein of 993 amino acids. Gene Ontology annotation, biological process: regulation of transcription by RNA polymerase II. The transcript is spliced from 19 exons.
AACAGUUGCCCUGGUGAGGACGAAGCGCCAUAGCCACGGUAGCCCUGGCGACAAGAGCCCAGCAACAAGAAUCAACAACAACAACAACUGAAUCCGCCAUAAAAAUAAAAGAAGACAGUUUACCGGCGGGAAAUACACACGUGGAACCAGAGGCUGAUUCCCAGCUCUUGUUAUGGCCACCUCAGGCUACGUAGGUGAGAUCCAGCCAGCAGCCCAACCCCAGGGGGCUGGUGUUACCGUCACACCGGGGCAACCUGAUGCCAGCUCAACGCCUCCAACCGCCACUCAGUUUCUAGCUGAGAUUCAGACUACUGUGGCCACUCCCACUGUUGUCACACCCACAGGUCAAACUACUCCUACUGAUCAAGCCACCUCCAUCACCACUCAGAAGCCUGCAGCUGGUAGUCAAGCCCAGUCCACAGCACAGGCACCGCCAGCUCAGACACAAUAUGUGACUGCAGAGAUCCAGGGCUCUCCCACACAGUCUGGAAAUGCUCAAAGCACUCCUCAGUACAUCGUUGUCACAGUCACAGAGGGCUCCCUUCAUUCAAGUGACAGUGUGUCAGACUCCAGCCCCCCUCCAGCUGUGGUGCAGACAGGGGUUCCCACACAGGUUGUUCAGCAGGUACAGGCGGCUCAGCAGAGGUCCGUGGUGCAGGCCACCUCUCAGAUAGCCAAGACUGAGCCAGGCACCCAGCUCAGUGUCACCAGUCUACAGCCUGUUCAUAUCAGCCCAGAGCUCUUCCCUAGCACCGAGGUGACAGCGUUAGUCAGGGAUAACAAUCUAGAAGAAUGGCAGCUGCAUCAUGAGAUAAGAAAGCCAGAGUGCCCGGCCUGGGCAUCAGCAGGCCACAUACAAGAAUGUUGCGGCAAUCCCCUCUACCUCCCCUUGGACCUCCUUCAGUAUUACCAAUCACUGUACUUGCUCUCUGUACAUGCGGACAAAGAGAUAGGAGACCAACCUCAUCAGCCACCACUGCAGGCUACAACUGACAUUUUCCAAGUCCAGCAGCAGCUCACACCAGUGCCAGUGCAACAUGUGUACACCAAUCAAGUGCAGUAUGUGGAAGGAGGAGACAACAACUACACCACCAGCACCAUUCGUUCCAGCGCCUUCCCUUACACUGACACACCCCUGUACACCCAGACCACUGCUGCCCAGUAUUAUGAAGGUCAGCCAACCUCAGGCUCACAGGCCUCCACCCCUGGUACGCCUCUAACGGUCUCUGUGACUGCUGGCACAACAGGGGGUGUGUCCAUGUUUGUGGCCCAGCCCACCAGUGCAGCAGGGGGAGGGGCCACUGUGGUGACCACUGCUGGCACCACCAAUGGGGCAGGGGAAGGGGCAGGCACCAACGGUGGCGCAGCAGGCAGCUAUGUGAUCCAGGGGGGUUACAUGCUGGGCAGCAGCAGUGGAGGGACAGCUGGCAACAGUCAGAACUACUCACACACCGCCCGCGCUUCCCCAGCCACUGUGAGUAUUACAGAGGGCGAGGAGAGUAGCGUGCCGUCGGCAGACAAGAAGGUACAGUGGUUGCUGGACAACUAUGAGACAGCUGAAGGAGUGAGUCUGCCACGUUCCACCCUCUACUGCCACUAUCUGCUGCACUGCCAGGAGCAGAAACUAGAGCCUGUUAAUGCUGCCUCCUUCGGGAAACUCAUUAGAUCUGUGUUCAUGGGGCUACGCACACGGCGCCUUGGCACACGGGGUAAUUCUAAAUACCACUACUACGGGCUGAGGAUCAAGGCAGGCUCUUCUCUUCUCCGCCUGAUGGAAGACCAGCAACAUCUGGCCAUGAGGCAGCAGCCCUUCUCACAGAAACAGAGGUUGAAGCCUGUGCAUAAAGUAGAGGGAAUGACCAAUGGCACAGCAUCAGGAGCAGGCCAGCAGCAGCAGCAGCAGGGGUCAGGGCAGGUGGACAUCAGCACCCAGGUUCAGCAGUACCAGCAGUUCCUAGAUGCAUCCAGAGCUCUUCCAGAGUUCCCAGACAUCGACCUCCAGGGGAAGUCUCUGCCAGAGGGCAUUGAGCUGGAGCACAUAAAGAGCUUUCAGCUGCUGUACAGAGAACACUGUGAGGCCAUACUAGAUGUGAUGGUCAACCUGCAGUUUACCCUGGUUGAAACUCUGUGGAAGACCUUCUGGAGGUUCAGCCAGAGUCAGGCCGGAGAUGCCACGCUAGCUGUCCAUGAUGAGUCAGAGAAGCGUCUCCCUAAGUCCUGCCUGGUGUUGCUGUGCAAGUAUGAGCCAGUGCUGCGCUGGAGUCGUGACUGUGACAACAGCCUGUACCAGGGCCUGGUGGAGAUCCUCAUCCCUGAUGUCCUAAGGCCCAUCCCCAGUGCCUUAACUCAAGCCAUCCGCAAUUUUGCCAAAAGCCUGGAGAGCUGGCUGACCAAUGCCAUGAUGAACAUCCCUGAGGAAAUGGUCCGCAUUAAGGUAACAUCAGCCAAUGCAUUUGCCCAGACACUGCGUCGCUAUACCAGUCUGAACCACCUCGCCCAGGCAGCACGCGCUGUCCUCCAGAACACAGCCCAGAUCAAUCAGAUGCUCUCCGACCUCAACCGUGUCGACUUUGCAAACGUCCAGGAGCAGGCUUCAUGGGUGUGCCGGUGUGAAGACCGCGUUGUCCAGCGACUGGAGCAGGACUUCAAGCUGACCCUCCAGCAGCAGAACUCCCUGGAGCAGUGGGCCGCGUGGCUGGAUGGUGUGGUCUCCCAGGUCCUAAAGCCCUACCAGCAAAGCCCUGCCUUCCCUAAGGCUGCCAAGCUCUUCCUGCUCAAGUGGUCCUUUUACAGUUCCAUGGUGAUCAGGGACCUGACCCUGAGGAGUGCAGCCAGUUUUGGUUCCUUUCACCUGAUCCGCCUGCUGUACGAUGAGUACAUGUACUACCUGAUAGAGCACAGAGUGGCCCAGGCUAAAGGAGAGACCCCCAUUGCUGUCAUGGGAGAGUUUGCCAGUUUAGGCCGGGGUCUAAGCCAGCUGGAUCCUGACAAAGAAGAGGAAGAGGAAGAGGAAGAGGAGAGUGAUGAUGAAGGUCAGGAGCUGUCCCUUCCCUCAGACGGAGGUGUGCUAGGGGAGGAGUCUCUGGAGCCUCCUGCCAAGCUGGCCAGAACUGAUCAGAGGGUCCUCUUCACAACCGGAUCAGCUGACAACUAAUCACAAUUACUGUACUAGAUGUGGGUUGCUUGUAUUGAUCACACACACACACACACGCACGCGCGCACACACACACACACACACACACAGAUGAAAAGAACACUCAUUUAUACACUUGACACAUGUACAUAGAUCUUUUACAUGUGUGUGCAAACACUCACUGCACACUGUAACUGUCCCACUUGAUUCCCACACACAAUCAAAACACAUACUCGUUCAGUACUGCUGCUGCCUGGACUGGAUGACACAAUUGCCUGUUGGCCCCAUUGGUUUAAUACACGGUCAUUGCUGUUGCAAUAUGAUGUGGCUCCAGAAACCUUCUCAAUGCAAAGAGAAACACAAAGCAUUUUAACCCUCAGUUGUGUUGAUCUGUAAAAAUGAACUAAAGCAGGCAUGUUUUUUUUUUUUCUUU